Messenger RNA from Erythranthe guttata (spotted monkey flower), 1950 nucleotides. RefSeq lists its product as uncharacterized. The record is from RefSeq and is a predicted model, not a curated record. Gene Ontology annotation, molecular function: protein binding. NCBI's taxonomy places the organism in Eukaryota, Viridiplantae, Streptophyta, Magnoliopsida, Lamiales, Phrymaceae.
AAUAAUAAUAAUAUAAAAGAAAGGAAUAGUUCCCCAGCGGCAGAAACCGAGCCUUGUGAUCUGUCAACCCCGAGCCUCAGAUUCAUAACUCCACGUAGGGUCGGAAAGCCGUUUCACCUCCAAACCUCCAUCAUUAAACAAAUAAAAAUAAAUUGACCCGAAACGAAGGAAAACAAGAGAAAAAUAAAUAAAAAUGUCUCGUAAUUGCUGCCCGCCCCCCACACACAAAACACACAGUCACACAGUAGAGUCUCUAGUGUGAGAAACAACAACAACAACAACAACAAGAGCCUGCAGUGUAUAGCAUACCCAUUUCCCAUCUUUCCACCUUCUCCAACCCAAUAUCAAAAAACCCUCCAUCUCGAUCAUACUUUCUCUCUCUACCAUUUUUAUUAAACAUACAAACCACCGCUCUGCAUUCCAUUUGACUGCGCCACAACGAUCAACAAAGAAAAGAAAAGAAAUAUUAAUUUGUUUGAGGAUCGGAGAAUAUGAGAAGGGGCAAUGGGUUUACUUAUAAUACUAUGGUUUUAUUAAUUGUGGUGUUGCAAUAUUGUGGGUUUCUCGCGCAUGCAGUGCUGAACCCGGUCGAUUUCUUGGCGUUGCAGUCGAUUCGGAAGAGCUUGGCCGAUUUGCCCGGCUCCAAUUACUUUUCUUCCUGGGAUUUCACUUCCGACCCCUGUAGUUUCGCCGGUCUUUACUGCGACGGAGACCGGGUCGUCGCUCUCAAUCUCGGCGAUCCUCAGGCCGGCUCUCCCGGUUUGACGGGUCGACUCCACCCGGCCAUCGGCCGACUCUCCGCCCUCGCCGAGUUAACCCUCGUCCCGGGUCGGGUUGUCGGCUCCUUACCCCAUUCUCUUUCUCAACUGAAGUACCUCCGGUUUUUGGCCCUCAGCCGUAAUUUCAUCUCCGGCGUCAUACCGGCGGGUCUGGGUCAGCUCCGGGGUCUAACGACUCUCGAUCUCAGCUUCAACCAACUCGCCGGAAACAUCCCACUUUCCGUCGGAGCACUGCCGGCGCUGUCAAACGUUAUUCUCUCCCACAACCGGCUCAACGGUUCGAUUCCGGCGUUUGUGUCACAAAGUCUAGCCCGGCUGGAUUUAAAGCACAACAAUCUGUCGGGAUGGCUGCCGCCGCCGCCUGGGCUUCCGCCGUCGAUCCAGUACCUAUCGCUGUCGUCGAACCGCCUUUCCGGUCCAGUGGACCGGGCACUGUCUCCCUUAAACCGGCUAAACUACAUCGAUCUCAGUAUGAACCAAUUCACCGGGUUCAUCCCGGUUAAUCUGUUCGCUUCCUCCAUCACAAACCUCCAACUCCAGAGAAACCAGUUCUCCGGACCGGUUCAGCCGGUUAACCCGGUGACAACCCCGACGGUCGAUCUGAGCUACAACCGGCUGUGGGGUGAAAUAUCACCAAUGUUCUCGACCGUACAGAAUUUGUACCUGAACAACAACCGGUUCACGGGUCAGGUACCGGCUACAUUAGUGGACCGGUUAUUAGACUCGAGCAUACAAACGCUGUAUUUACAGCACAACUAUUUGAGUGGGAUUGAGAUUAAUCCAACGGUGGAGAUUCCUCUGAGCUCAUCUUUGUGUCUACAGUAUAACUGUAUGGUCCUGCCCGUACAGACGCCUUGCCCUCUCAAAGCCGGUUCGGCCAAAUCACGCCCUACUUCGCAGUGCAUCGAGUGGAAAGGGUAACACUGGGAAUUCACACUUUUUAAGUAGGGGUAUAAUGGGAAUUUUUGUUCUUCCAAAGGUUAAUGGUUUUUAUUUGUUAGAAUCAAAUAUUCUUUUAUUUAUUUAUUUGUUUGUGGUAAUAUAGAUAAUUAGGUGGGGAAUAUCCAGUGUGGUGUUCUGGGGAUUUCCAAUAUUUUGGUGAAAAUAAUUCAAUAGUAUUUCAAUAUUCUGUAAUUCUAUAUUUUUUAAUAGUUCAGUAAUUAGUAUUUUU